Suillus fuscotomentosus is the source of this 435-nucleotide messenger RNA. RefSeq lists its product as uncharacterized. NCBI's taxonomy places the organism in Eukaryota, Fungi, Basidiomycota, Agaricomycetes, Boletales, Suillaceae. The record is from RefSeq and is a predicted model, not a curated record. The transcript is spliced from 2 exons. Bases 1 to 435 code for a protein of 144 amino acids.
AUGUCCGAGUCCCUACUACAUGCCUUCAAAGGUGCUGAUUUAUACUUUACUGAGUCAAAACGCAUCAGUAUUGAGGCUGCAGAAGAGGAUCAGACCGAGGAGGAGGAAUCUCUCCUCAACAGCUUUGAUGUUGAUGACUGUGAAGCUGCCGGCACCCUUCGGUUCAGUACUACAAACACUGCUGGUGGCGAGGACAAUGUGAAAAAGAAGAAGCCUAAACACAGCAACAACCAGUUAGCAUCUAGUUUGCAGGCAGCAUCAGAGGGAGUGGUUAUUGGUACAACACUCUCCGACUACCAGAGAUACUGGAAUCAGUUUAAAGAAUUUUGUGUCACCAUUGACAAAGCACAAGUUGCGAGCGAGAUUGACAAUCUUUUUCCGAACCUUCCAGCUGAAUUUCCAACGUGGAUCGCACUAUGGAUCAUGGAUAAGUGA